Messenger RNA from Lepisosteus oculatus (spotted gar), 2233 nucleotides. NCBI's taxonomy places the organism in Eukaryota, Metazoa, Chordata, Actinopteri, Semionotiformes, Lepisosteidae. The record is from RefSeq and is a predicted model, not a curated record.
UCAGUGUUGUUCAUCUAACAACAUGAAGCUGCUUUCAGUGCUAACCCUUGGGGCUGUGCUUCUUCUGCUGUCAGGCAACACCUCUUCUGGUCAAUAUGCCUGUGAACUGCCUCCAGAUGUAUGCAAAACAUUUGGAAGUGGAUCUAUCAAAACCUUCAAUGGCUCCUAUUUUUAUGUGAAAUCAACUUGCCCAUUUACUUUCAGCAAAAAGGGUACAGACUAUGACAUACAAAUACAAAGAGAUGAGGAUGGUAUUCUGCUCAAAGUUAUCAUUUUUCUUAAUGGUAUAGUAACCACUUUGGAAAAUGGUCAAAUAAAUGUUCAAGGGUCAAAUGUUCAUCUUCCUUAUGACCACAAAUAUCUGCAUAUCCAUAAGUACGGCAUCUACACUAAACUGGAGAGCAGAAUAAUGAAGCUAUCAGUCUUUUGGUAUGAUGAGGAUGGAUAUAUCAGUUCCCUUUGGCUGGAACUAGAUCAAAACCGUCGUGGGGAAACAGAUGGUUUGUGUGGUAGAUAUAAUACUCCAGAUGACAGCAAGAAAUUGAUUUCUGACUCUCAGAUUUCUAAUGGAAAUCAAUGUGAAACCAAGGAUGAAAACACAGACUGUGACAAGAAGGACUGUACUACAACUAUAUCACAUUUUCUGUUUGAUUGUGUGGAUAAUCCUGAAAUGUUUUUUGACCUUUGUUUAAACAAUGCUUGUACUACCAAAAACAAAACCAAAUUUGAAUGUGCAGUUUAUGAAGAAAUAGCACAAUUUUGUACAGAAGAAGAUGAAAAAUGGAGGCGUUACACAGGGUGUGUUGAACCAACUUGUCCAGGAGAUCUAAUAUUUAACAAAAAUGAAAAAGCCUUCAUGGAAACCUGCUCUAAUCCUGUGUUACCAUCUGAUGUACCAUAUACAAAGACUUGUAUAUGUCCAACUGGAAAAGUCCUUAACGAUCUUGAAGGAAUAAACCAGUGUGUGGAACUGCAGGACUGUCCCUGUGUAUACGCUGGAAAGGUGUAUCCUGCUGGUUAUAACCUUGAAACAAAGUGCCAGAAAUGUGUUUGCAAAGAUGGGAAAUGGGGUUGCUCUCAGAAAAAAUGCCCUUCAAGAUGCAAAAUUGAAGGCAUAUUUGUAACUACAUUUGAUGGCAAAAACUACAGAAUUCCAGGAAAAUGCCAAUAUUUUGUUGCUCAGGGGCUUAACUGGUCUCUUACUGUUGAGUUUCCAGAGAAUCAAAUUUACUUAAGCAGCAUUAAACUUGAACUUUACAAGGAACUCUAUGAAUUCUCCAUAUCAGACAAAAACAAUCUUAAAAAAUAUGAAUUCUACCAAUCAGAACAUCUCAGAACUUUCCGACAGACUUCAAUGUACAUUCAAGUACAGACGUCUUUUGGACUGAAGAUGCAAAUUCAGGUGUCUCCUUUAAUGCAGCUAUACCUAACAUUACCUGAAAAACUCAAAGGGACAACAAAAGGUCUAUGUGGGAACUACAACGAUGACAUUAGAGAUGAAUUUACUUCAAGCAGCGGUAUCGUAGAAAAUUCUGUUGAUGAGUUUGCUAAUUCCUGGAUGGCAAGAACCUGUGAAGACAAGAUACCAAAGAUUUGCACAAAUACACAAAAUGACUUAUAUGGAAAAGAAAACUGUGACUAUAUCAAGGACCCUACAGGGCCAUUUGCUAAGUGCCAUGAUUAUGUGCAGUAUGACAGCUAUAUCAGGACCUGUGAAGAAAGUGUGUGUCAGUGUGCUGAAAAUGUUCAAGAUUGCUUGUGUACUGCUCUUGGUAACUAUGCCAAAGCCUGUGCUGCCCAGGGAAUAAUUGUGCAAGACUGGAGAAAGGAUGAUUGCAUUGUGUCAUGUCCCAAGAACCAGAAAUUUGAAUACAUCAUGACGCCCUGCAAUCGUACCUGCCGCUCCCUCUCUGUGUACGACUUUACGUGUGAAAUGGAAGACGGCCCUGUGGAGGGGUGUGGAUGUUCAGAAGGCUCCCACAUGGACGAUGAACAGACCUGUACAUCAACAUUUCAAUGUCCGUGUUACCAUGGAAAUGACAUUUAUAAGCGGGGGACAUUUGAUAUCGCUGGAUAUCAAUCCUGCAAUUGUGAAGAUGGGAGACUUAAAUGUAAUCAAAAACAAAGGAGGACAAUGAGCCCAAAUGUCCCUUUGCUGAAGACUGGAGGCAUUGAAGCAUCUGCAAGGAGCUGUGACCAGAAGGUGGUCAGUGGGAACCCUAGUGCCCACUAG